Anolis carolinensis (green anole) is the source of this 2965-nucleotide messenger RNA. It is a transcript of the gene slc10a4, whose product is annotated as solute carrier family 10 member 4. The record is from RefSeq and is a predicted model, not a curated record. Gene Ontology annotation, cellular component: membrane. The transcript is spliced from 3 exons. The coding region runs from base 1363 to 2490 and encodes 375 amino acids. Lineage: Eukaryota; Metazoa; Chordata; Lepidosauria; Squamata; Anolidae. Gene Ontology annotation, biological process: bile acid and bile salt transport. Gene Ontology annotation, molecular function: bile acid:sodium symporter activity.
UGGACAAAUGACUGGCUGACAAACUGGAUGGUUGACCGAUUUAUUGCCUCAUUGACUAGCUGACUGGUUUGCUAACUGCCUGCCUGACAGACAGACUGGACUAGACUGGCCUGACCAAUUGACUGGCUGGCUGACUGGACUGAAUUAGCUGACUGACUGAUGACCGACCAACCAACCAACUCACUGACUGGUUGACUGACUUAUUAACCCAUUGAAUGGCUGGCUAGCUGGCUGCUUGACUAAAUGGACUGACUGGCUUAUUAACCCAUUGGCUGGCUGGCUGGCUUAUUAACCCAUUGGUUGACAGAACUGAUUGACUGACUUAUUAACUCAUUGGCUGACUGGCUGACUGGCUGCUUGACUGAACUGACUAACCGACUGGCUGGCUGACUUAUUAAACCCAUUGGCUGGCAGGUUGGCUGCUUGACUGGCUGGGUGACUGACUUAUUAAUCUGUUGGCUGGCUGCUUGACUAAACUGACUGACUGACUGACUGACUUAUUAGCCCAUUGGUUGGCUUAACUGAGUGACCGGCUGGCUGAUUGACUUAUUAACCCAUUGGUUGGCUGGCUGGCUGGCUGCUUGACUGGACUGACCAUCUGACUGGAUUGCAUUGACUGACUGACCCAGUGACUGACUAGCUGACUAGCUGGAUUGACUGACUGACUGACUGAGUGCAUGAAUUGUCUCACUGAAUGACUGAACUGACUGAAUGAAUGACUGAACUGUCUGACCGGACUGAAGUGACUGAAUGACUGAAUGAACUGAGGGUCUGACUGAACUGAACUGACUGUUUGAUUACCUAGACUGUCUGUCUGACUGGACUGACUGUCUGUCUGACGGAACUGGCUGAGAGAACUGUCUGACUGGAUUGACUGUGUCUGACUGAGUGAACUGACUGAAUGAACUGACUGACUGGCUGAACUGUCUAUCUGGAUUGAACUGACUAAGUGCACUGUCUGACUGGACUAAACUGACUGAACUGUCUGACUGGACUGGACUGACUGAUUGACUGAACUGUCUAAACUGUCUGACUGGACUGACUGGCUGAGAGAACUAUCUGUCUGACUGGACUGACUGAACUAACUAGACGGAACUGAGUGUUUGACUACUACAUGAACUGGUUGCUUGGCCGACCGACCGAGGUCCCGGCUGGCUAGCGUGCUGGUGGGCUGGGCUGCCUGUCUGCGGAGCCGCGGAGCCUCCCCGUCGGGCGGGGGAGGGAGGGGAGGGGACGGCGGCAGCCUCGCCCUGCCUGCUCUGCCUCUCACUCGGAGCGCAGCCUUGGAGCGCGGAGGACGCGUCGAGGGACGGAGGGAGGGAGCGAGGCGCGCCUGCUGCCUGUGUCCCACCUGGGCGCCCCAUGGCCGGGGAGAACGGCACCCUGUGGGCGCUGCCGCCCUCCUCCUCGUGGGCGGGGGGCGCGGGGUCCUCCCUCCCUCCCCCGGGGGGCUGGCCCCUGUCGCCGGCCUGGAGCGCGGGGCUGAGCUGGGCGGCGGGGCUGGCGCUGGGCGCGGCCAUGCUGGGCCUGGGCUGCACGGUGGAGCUGGGGGCGCUGGGCGCGCAGCUGCGCCGCCCGUUGGGCCUGCUCCUGGCGCUGCUCUGCCAGUUCGGCCUCAUGCCGCUCCUGGCCUUCCUCCUGGCCCUGGCCUUCGCCCUCGACGAGGUGGCCGCCGUGGCCGUGCUGCUCUGCGGGUGCUGCCCCGGGGGGAACCUCUCCAACCUCAUGGCGCUCCUCGUCGACGGGGACAUGAACCUCAGCAUCAUCAUGACCACAUCAUCCACUUUGCUGGCUCUGAUCCUGAUGCCGCUUUGCCUGUGGGUCUACAGCCGGGCCUGGAUUGAUACGCCGUUGGUGCGCCUCUUGCCCCUGGGUGCUGUCACCCUGACCUUGUGCAGCACUCUUCUCCCAAUUGGCCUUGGGGUGUUCAUUCGCUACAGAUACACCCGGGUGGCAGACAUCCUGCUCAAGGUUUCUUUGUGGUUUCUCUUGUUGUCUCUGGUGAUCCUUUUCAUUCUCACGGGUACCAUGCUGGGUCCAGAACUGCUGGCCACUAUUCCUGCCACUGUCUAUGUAGUAGCCGUGCUGAUGCCUUUGGCAGGAUAUGGCUGUGGUUAUGGCGUAGCGGCCUUAUUCCGUUUGCCACCCCACUGUAAGAGGACAGUGUCACUGGAGACCGGAUGCCAGAACGUACAGCUCUGCACCGCUAUACUCAAGUUGACUUUUCCUCCAGAGCUCAUUGGGCCCAUGUACAUGUUUCCCUUGCUGUAUGCCCUCUUCCAGGCAGCCGAAGCUGGCCUGAUUGUGUUAAUCUACAAGAUAUAUGGCAAGGACUCCUACAAGCAAGAACCUCUAGUGGGCGAUGACGAAGAUACAGACAUUUCUUACAAGAAACUCAAGGAAGAAGAAGUGCCAGAGACUUCCUAUGGCACAGUGAUUGCCGAGGGUCAUGCUUCAAUGCAGAUGGAACCAACACAGACUACUCUUUAAAGGAAGUGACUAUCUGGAAAAUCCCAUUUUAAGACCAGCAUAGCAGACUGUUUAACAAGGGAAAGAUGUAUGGAGAGGAGACAACAGUGUCAACCAGUUGCUGUAACCUUGAUUUCCUCCGUUUACAUGGUCUGUAUUUUUCUCCACAUAUAACAAUUUAGAACCACUGCAGCUACUAUUGCAGAGGAUCGUAAGUCACCAUCAAUGUAUCACAGAGAUAAUGAGCAAGCAACAAGGUUACACAUAGAAAUGAGGGGGCUUUUGAGGCAAUUUUUGAAAAAUUGGAGGAAAGAUAAGUAGCACAAGGAUGAAACCGUGACCAUAUUUGUCAAGUGUAACUGAAUGUCAUCAACCACAUUUGCUGUUUCAAAAACCCAAAGUCGUGUAUCUUGCAUAUUGUUCAGCUUUUAUGUAUGUGGAAGGGUCGAACUAAUGUUGUGUAUAAUGAUCAGUAAUUAAAUUUCUUCCAAACAUA